AUGGAGAUCGAAACCAAACAAAACAAAAGAGCGCAGCUCACAGCUAUCCAAAGGUCAGCCAUAGUAUCCGCCCACAAAAGCGGUGCCUCGCAAGUGAAAAUCGCUAAUGAUUUCGGCUGCACCCGCAAAACCGUCUACAAUACCCUCAAGCGUUACCACGACGAAAACAGCCUCGAGAAUCGCGAAAAGACCGGCCGACCCCCGAAGCUAGAUGCCGGAGCUUGUCGAUAUCUCUGUUUACAGGCGCGCCGACACCCUUUUUGGUCCUAUAACCAGCUUAGAGAUGCGACACCCGGGCAGCCGGCUCAUUCUACUAUACGGCGGAUUUUGAAGCAGUUCGGACUUGGGAAACGGCUUUCGAAAAUGGAGAGACCGGGUAAGCCGUCUGUUGCGAGGAAAUGGGUACGAUUGGACAAAUAUCGUGGUGUGAAGGCUUCUGAUCUGGGAUCUGCUCGGAAGAGUGGACCGAGUGUUCAGACUGAAUGA
This is a messenger RNA of Penicillium bovifimosum, 486 nucleotides long. Its product is annotated as transcriptional regulator family: Helix-turn-helix and Homeodomain-like HTH. Lineage: Eukaryota; Fungi; Ascomycota; Eurotiomycetes; Eurotiales; Aspergillaceae. The transcript has a single exon. The record is from RefSeq and is a predicted model, not a curated record. Bases 1 to 486 code for a protein of 161 amino acids.